AUGGCGGGUGGCCGACUUGGGGAAGUGACAAUGUCAUAUUCGCAAAAGUUCCCCAAGGACGUAUUCUGGGGUGUAUACCGGGUUGAAAUUAGCACUGGUAUUGUAAAACGUGUAACCCCGCCAAAUAUCGACGGGUUCACUCCUGUAGCCAUAGAUCCGAACAGAGUGGCUGUUGUAACUGUUCGUGAAGAAUCACAGGGGUUAGGCGCAGCACGUGUCGUGGACCAGUUUAGACAGAUUGAGAUUUUUGAUUCAAGAAACGGAAGUAGCACAAAAAUCACUCAAAAUACUAAAUCAUCAAAAGCGGAUCACUUUAACCCAUUUUUGAUUGAUGGUGGGAAGCUCAUUGGUUACCAUCGGGGAAGGAGCGACAAACUCUCGUUUGAUCAAGCAGUGGAAAGACAAUUUCAGACGCUUGACUCCUCAUUACCAGAUGUAGGUCUAUUCAGAGUGUCAGGAGUGUUUCCAACAAUUUCAAAAUAUGGAAAAAGGCUUGCAUUUGUUGACAAUGAGUUCAAAGCUGUUUGGGUUGCUGAUAGUAAUGGAUUGCAUAUUGCAUACGAGGAGGACGGACCGGACAGACUCUUCUCCCCAGUUUGGAACCAAUGUGAGGACACAUUGUAUGUAUGUGUUGGACCUUCUUUUAAUAUGAGAAGGAACGUGAACAUCAACGCUAUCACGCACGUAUCGAAGUAUAGACGUAAGUGUCAUGCGCUUACAGAUCAGCAUAAUAAUGCCUUUCCAUCCAGCAGUCCAGAUGGGAAGAAAUUAGUUUACCGAUCAACUGGGAAAGACGGAUUCAAAAAUCUAUACAUAAUGGAAGAUUCAAAACGAGGGGUGGUCAAUGGAAGGGAACCAAGAAGGCUAACAAAAGGGGAAUGGACUGAUACACAUUGCCAGUGGUCGCCAAAGGGAGAUUGGAUAGUAUUUUCAUCAACCCGUGACAAGCCUGCAGGUGCACCAGAAUCAGACCAGGGUCUUGACCCAGGAUACUUCGCGGAGUUUCUGGUGAAGUGGGACAAUCCAGAUGUUUUGGUAAGAGUGAUGACUAGUGGAAGCAAUAUCUCAGGGCAUGUGAACCAUCCGUGCUUCAGUCCGGAUGGCCGUAGCAUUGUUGUGACUUCCGAUAUUGCUGGUGUAUCUGUUGAUCCCAUAUCGUUGCCUCUAUUCGAGCACUCUGUGAGGUCUUAUGGAGAUAUUUUUUCUAUUGAUCUUCCCGAUGAUCACCUAGUAACAUACCAGGAUGGAGAAUACCAGGGUGGACAUCAUGUUAGGGAUGUGGAAUAA
Papaver somniferum (opium poppy) is the source of this 1287-nucleotide messenger RNA. RefSeq lists its product as uncharacterized. The transcript is spliced from 4 exons. Gene Ontology annotation, biological process: proteolysis. Lineage: Eukaryota; Viridiplantae; Streptophyta; Magnoliopsida; Ranunculales; Papaveraceae. The record is from RefSeq and is a predicted model, not a curated record. The coding region runs from base 1 to 1287 and encodes 428 amino acids.